Molecule: messenger RNA, 2103 nt
Organism: Peniophora sp. CBMAI 1063
Lineage: Eukaryota; Fungi; Basidiomycota; Agaricomycetes; Russulales; Peniophoraceae
Source: the annotation of a GenBank genome assembly
AUGCCGCAUAUCGACGACGUUCCUUCUGAGCUUCGUAUCCUCGUCUGUGCGCACAUCUACGCGGCAGGGCUUCCGCCGCUGUACCCAUCGCUCGAUCCUACGUAUACCCUGCCGGCCGGAGCACCGACGAGUCAACCCACAUCGUAUCCGCCUUCUACCUGGACCGAGCCCGUAGCUCGCACAACUCUUGCAAACCUCUCUCUCGUCAAUAAGGCGUGGUGCUCCGCUGCUCGACCGUGGUUGUGGCGCAAAAUCGAGGUUCGCCUGCCCCGUAGUUGGUUGGCCUUGGUCGACGAGGUUGUUGGCGACGUCAAUGCUGCCGACCCGGAGGACGCCGCACGCCACAUCGACUCCACCGUGCAGGAGGCGGCGGAGGCUGUCGUGCAGCGAAAGGAUGGGUGCCGCGAUGAGAACGCUACCAGGCAAAUCAAGGAGGCCAUCCUUGAAUCAAUGGCGAGCGGCCCUGACAUCACCAUCCCGAUCGAGCUGCUCUCUCCUCCGGCAUCGCGCGAGCCGAGUCGCGAUCGGCCCCGUCAAGUUCGCCAGAACAGUCGGAGUCCUGCUCGCUGGACCCUCAUGCGUUCAAUCACCAACGCCCUGCAGUCCCUUCUGAUCGGCAACGAGGGUGGCAUGUAUGUUGACCUGCACGACCGUAGGCCAGGUCGCUACAUUCAGCAACUUGACUUCAAUCAUUUCCGAACCAUUGGCAUGCGCCGCUCGGUCGACGAGGGUGUUAAUAGCCGCUUCGUUACUGGUGACCGCCUUGAGGCUCUACUCCGAGAAACUCCAAACCUCACGGCAUUCGGUGCCACGGAGUACAUGGACGGCGCUCUGACUCUGCCCGUGCUCAAAGAACUCUUCCUUCGUGGUUCCGGCACGGCAGGUCGCCAUCGGCCGACUCGGCGUGGACGGACAACCCUGGCCGAUGAUGCGGAACUCGAUGACGAUGUCGAUCCUGAGGAGGCUGCUCGACGCCGUGAAUGUCGCGAGCUGAACGCUCUGGACUUCACUGGAUGCGUGUCUGCUGUGUUCGUCAACGCAUUGACCGAACUUUCGCGAAUCUACUUCGCCGAAGACAGUCCGAACCCGAUCUUACUCUACGGCCUUCACCGGCUUAGCUUCCGCGGUGCCAAGUCGCUCCCUUCCGCUUCUCUCCACGGGCUUGUUCUCAAUAGCCCUUACUUGACGCACCUCGACCUUUCGGGUACGCGUGUCGAGCCGGCCCUUUUGGAUCGUCUUGCGUCAUCAACCACGCUGCGCUUGUACUCCCUGUCGCUCUCACGCUGCGUCCGCUUGACCGGCCACAGCAUCCACAAGUUCCUGAUGCAUGCUCCUGGCGCCCGUACGAUCUGCGAGCUCAACCUCUACGGAGACGGUACAUAUCCAUGCCCAUUGUCUGGAGAUGAGCUGCGUGAACUGGUAUCGAGGGCGCCAUGCUUCACGUCUGGCAUGUUGCGGUACCUCGACCUCUCCAGUGCACCCUUGGAUGCCGACAUUCUCUCCGCCGUCGCUGUUCAACCCGCCUUACGCUCGCUCGGUCUUGCGCAUAUUCCGUCACUUCCUCUUGACGCACUCGCCGUUCUACUCCCCGCGAAGGCGCCCGCCGUCGAGGUGCUUGCAUUGACCAAUUCAGGCGCGGAACUCGGGUAUGGCGCGCAAGCCGUAUCUGUGCGCUCGGCUUCACUCGCGCUGCAUACGAAGCUCAUCAACCCGUUGUGCAUGCCGCCCUUCUCGCUCAGCGGACCUGCACGCCCCCCGCCGACGCGUCUACGUGUCAUCGAGCUCGCCGCUCCCCUACUUUCGGCGCUCGGUCGUGGAGGCGGCUCAUGGCGGGUUGUGCGUAGCAAAGGCGGACGCGGUUGGUAUGUCGACAGUGCGAGCGGAUGGAUCGCGGAGGCGGACGGCGAGCAGGUUGGGUUGAGGAGGGGACUCGGCGAGUCGCACCCGUGGCGCGUCAUGAUCGAAAAGCUUGCGGACGCGAAGGGCAAUGUCAACAGCGGCGUCGGCUGGCACGCGCGCAAGAUGGAGGUUCUCUACGGUCGUGGCUUGCUCGGGAGAGAGGAUGGGUUGUACGGCGCCGUCUCUUUUGCCUAUGCCGGUUGA